Panicum virgatum (switchgrass) is the source of this 1345-nucleotide messenger RNA. RefSeq lists its product as uncharacterized. The transcript is spliced from 3 exons. NCBI's taxonomy places the organism in Eukaryota, Viridiplantae, Streptophyta, Magnoliopsida, Poales, Poaceae. Bases 200 to 1345 code for a protein of 381 amino acids. The record is from RefSeq and is a predicted model, not a curated record.
UCCGCGCCAGCUCGUGCAAGUCUGGAAGCUGGUUUCACCCGGCCUCAAAAACCUCCAGCCGAGCCUGGAUCAUGUAGCAUCAUCAGAUCCAGUUCUCCAACUAGAAACAUCCUGGGAGCUUGCCAAAUCUAGGCUAGAGCGCGCAAAAGCAAAACCCCGAGCAUUGCCUCCUACCCGGGCAGCCAGGAAGCGUGUGCUCAUGGCAAGAAUCCAUGGUUUCUACCUUGAUGCGCUGGCCAGGCUGCCCAAGGACGAGCUGUGUUCUCGGUACCACUACAGCCUGCUCAAGGCGGGCCACCGCUAUGGCCCGCGGGACCCUGUCUCCAACAUCAUCAUCAACACCAUUUGGUAUGACAAAGCCUACCCGCCAAGCAAACAAUUUACAAUACAAAUGAUGAGCACCAGCUGCCUGAUGCGAAUUGUGGCCCGGUCAUUCUAUGGCCUUGUGUCCUUCAUGUGUGCCCGCUACCCGGAUCGUACAGUCGGCCAGAUUCUGCAGCGCCUACAAGAGGUCAAUGCUGCCCUGCGACAGGCUGCAUCGUCUUUCAGAGGCCCCGAUGUCCAAGUAGCAUAUAAUGCGGCAGCCAUUGCUGCGAGCCACCCCGUGCCGCAUCAGCAGCAAGCGUUUCUUGGACUACCUCACUCGGUGCAUAUGCUUCAGUUAGCCUGUACGAGGGUGAUGCCUAACGAUCGCAUACUCUCCUCUGAGAAUGUCGAGACCAUUGCCACUUUGAUCAUGCCUCCCUUUGCUGAUGAUGAUGAGUUGAACCAGCAACCACGCCCUGAGCCUCGAAAGGUAGACAACACAACCUUACUUGUGUCUUCUCAUCGAUGCCAACAGUUCUGGGCACAGCAUGAACUAGUCCUCAGGAAGGUGCAAGUAACACUGGCCAAAUUCAACAACAGCAAGGUGCACAAGUAUAAGCUUCAUUUUAUAUGUGGUGUCAAUGAACGCGUAUCUGGCCCGGAGUACAACAUGAACAUAGGAUACAAUCCGGGGAAUCCUCUAAAAUAUUAUCACAGCCAUAUCAAUUUUCUUGCAACUUGUCAAGACCCUCAAUCUGUUCAUGCUCCUGCAAAGCUCUUUUUUGCAGAGUGUGGCAACUAUAGCCCUGAUGAGUCUUGGUGCUUACCUUUGAAUCUGGAUCAAGACACUGAGCAUGUUCGUUGCAUUUACUGCGAGAAGGAAGGGACUAGGAUUGUGCAUCCCGCUGCCCAUGGUUUUCAUGGGCGUGACAUAGAGUUUGAGAAGGUGCUGCUUGGAGAACGUCUUUUUCGUGGAUCAGACGGAUGCGCCUACACCAACAAUCAUCUAUAUGUCAAAGCCUGUCACACCCGGUUUUAA